AUGAUACCGGAAAAAGAUGCGUGGGGAGUAAUUCUACUCUCAAACAUCGAUAUCAGCGGAGAAUUGGUCCAAGAAAUGGCUUGCUCUACCACUAUUAGCCGUCGCCCUUAUUCACACUCCCCCAAACAUGUGCAAUGGGACGGGAAAUCAUUGUUCAUCAAAGGCCAGCGUAUCUUCUUGUGGAGUGGCGAGUUUCACACGUUCAGGCUGCCUGCACCUGAACUAUGGGGAGACAUUCUAGAGAAAACCAAAGCCGCUGGGUUCAAUGCCAUCUCGGUGUAUGUUCAUUGGGGCCUUGUUAACCCAGCACCGGGAGAGCUCGAUUUUGACGGGCCUGGGCCGUACAUCAACGCCGAGGUCUCUGGUGGAGGAAUCCCCCAUUGGGCAACUUCUGAAAUCUCAGGACACCUUCGAACCAAUAGUACCGACUAUACGCGCGCUUGGGAACCUUAUGUUGAUGCCAUUGCGGAUAUCUUGGUCAAAGGGAACUGGCAAAUCGGGGACAAGACGGGUGGUCCUGUCAUUGCUGUCCAGCUCGAGAAUGAGUAUUUAGCAACCCAUUCUCCAGGUCACAAGUACAAGACACCUUAUAUGGCCGCACUAGCUAAACGCUUUGUCGACAAAGGAGUAGUCGUCCCUCUGACUUACAACGAUGCUUAUAUGGGAGGCAACUAUGCGACUGGUGAAAUUGACCAAUGUGAAGAGGGAAGCAAGGAGGGAGGAGAAGGCGGCUCGCACGGAAGGGGCGCUGCGGCGUGGAGUUAUACGGACGUUUUGACUGCUCCAAUCCCGACACUUGGAACCCGGUUGUUACGACUUAUCACGAUUUCAUAUGAAAACCAAUCCUCACGAGCCUCUGUAUAUACCUGGUACGAGUUUCAAGGAGGAUCAUUUGAUGCGUGGGGCGGGGGUGUAAACAUGGUUGGGCAGGCGCAGUACGGUCUUUAUUAUGGGAGAGAUUGGACUAAACUUAUGCUAAAAUAUGCUUUGAUUCAGGGCUACGAAGCUUGUCGACAACUUACGGGCCCCGAGUUUUCUCAAGUUUUCAACCUUGGUCUAUGGGCAAAUAAUGCUAAAAUGGUAAACUUGUACAUGCUCUAUGGAGGUACAACAUGGGGUUACAUGACCUUCCCGGAGUUUACACAUCGUGAAUAUGACUACGGCGCUGCCAUUACCGAAACGAGACGCUUGACCAGCAAGUAUGCAGAGCUUAAACGACAAGGACUCUUCCUCCGUAGCGUGCCGGAGUUUUAUGCCACUGAUGUUAUUGGAAACAGUACCGAUUCGGACGAUCAUCCCACAGUGGUCAUUGAUAACCAGAAGUCUUUGGAACUUUACUACGCAAUAAGGAUACUGGUGCUGAAUUUUAUAUCAUUCGACACAUGGACUCGACAUCUCGAGACACCGCCGAUUUCAGACUCGCUUUGCCUUCGCCUCUACAUUCUUCAAUGCUACGCGAUCUAUCCCACUCACCAUUCCUUCGAUCACACUAUCUGGGCGGCUUCCAAAGUACUACUCCGAAACGUCUUGUACGGCUCGUCUCGACUUGCUUGGAGCACCGCUAGCAUACUAUAUGCGGUAAAAUGGGAAGCCGAGAUGUUCUUUCUUGCACGGACCUUCUCGGCAAAGUCGUGUCACGCAGAUAUCUCGGCACAUUUCCAUCUCUCAACAUGUCUCGUCUGGCUCUCAGGCGCUCUCGGUCGUGACCCUAGUUCUUUUCGCGGAUCCGAAACCGCUGGUAACUUCUGGGCACCUGUGCUAGCUCCUCAAGAAAGUGACUCGUUCAGUGAAUGGACUUACGCCAAUUUUUACCAGUUUGGCACGAAUUCUAGCGUUUUGGUUGGAGGCCCUUACCUUGUUCCUCUACGUGGAGACUUGGAAAAAGAGUCGAUGUUGACCGUGAUCGCCGAGCUUGGUGCUGUACGACGCGUUUUCUGGAACGGCUUUCCGGUAGAUACUAUGCUACAAGAUUCAUCGACAGGCACAUCAGGCGUCCUGCGAUUCCAAAUUGCUCCUCGUUUCAGGACCAACGACAUCACGGUACCUGAGUUGGCGAAUUGGCGGUACCAGGAUUCCCUACCCGAGGUCAAGGACGGAUUCGACGAUUCGAAAUGGACUGUUGCGAACAGGACGUCGACAAAUAUACCCGGGGCCCGCAAUUUGGCGAUAAGGUGUUAUACGGAUGUGAUUAUGGAUUGUACCUGCGAAGGAGCUGUUGUUUGGCGCGGUCACUUCAAGGGAGAUUCGGGGGUCACUGGGGUUAGGUUGGUUAUCAAUGGUGGCUUUGCGUUUGCUGCCAGUGUUUGGCUGAAUGGAAAGUUCUUGGCGACCACGUACGGAAACUCGAGUAACCACCAUAAUAAUGUGCAUACCCGAAACGGACCAGGUGUACCACUUCCCCGCCGACUCGACAUUCAGGGAGAAGACAAUGUUAUAACCGUAGUGCAGGACAAUAUGGGACUGGAAAUGACGGUUGACUGGACCGCAGACUCUUCCAAAUCUCCUCGUGGCAUUCGUGGAUACGAACUUAUAGGUGGAGCAUUUACUGAGUGGAAGGUUCAAGGCAAGAAAGGAGGUUACACUGGAUUCAAAGAUAAAUUACGGGGGAUUCUGAACGAGGGUGGACUUUAUGGGGAACGCCAAGGGUGGCACCUACCAGACUUUGAUGACUCUGAAUGGGCCAAAGUUGAUCUAAGCAAUGGCCUUCCCAACAGCCAAGCAGGGGUUGGAUGGUUCCGCACAACAUUUUCCUUGGAUAUUCCCCAAGCCUACGACGUUCCAAUCAGUUUUGAAUUCAAAAACGAGCCGGCGCCUUAUCGAGCACUGCUGUUUGUAAACGGUUGGCUUAUGGGCCGAUACAUUGCAAACCUCGGACCGCAGUUCAAGUUCCCCGUUCCAGAAGGAAUUCUCAACCACCAUGGUGAAAACACUGUUGCUCUGGCUAUUUGGUCUAUGGAAAAUACCCAGUUGUCACCAAAUCUCAAGCUUACUAUUGAGGGUGUUUUCGACAGUGGUUACGAAUUCGAUAGCCCACUGUAA
Molecule: messenger RNA, 3039 nt
Organism: Rhizoctonia solani
Lineage: Eukaryota; Fungi; Basidiomycota; Agaricomycetes; Cantharellales; Ceratobasidiaceae
Product: glycoside hydrolase family 35 protein
Exons: 30
Coding region: 1-3039 (1012 amino acids)
Biological process (GO): carbohydrate metabolic process
Cellular component (GO): vacuole
Molecular function (GO): beta-galactosidase activity
Source: RefSeq, a predicted model, not a curated record